Molecule: messenger RNA, 2506 nt
Organism: Formica exsecta
Lineage: Eukaryota; Metazoa; Arthropoda; Insecta; Hymenoptera; Formicidae
Gene: Tsp5D
Product: tetraspanin-9
Exons: 5
Coding region: 212-1000 (262 amino acids)
Cellular component (GO): membrane
Source: RefSeq, a predicted model, not a curated record
UCUGCGAGCUAGAUGUAUCGCGCGCGCAGUCGAUCCGUGAACUCGAAAGCUGCCGCGAAGCAAAACGAUCCGACCUUUGAUUGCGCUUUCCAUGAACUUUUGCGAACCAUUCAGUGACGAAGAGCUCGCGACAGUUCUCUGCAAAGAAUAAUACGGAUGACUCUCCUCAUCCUAUCUGAAACAUUGCCAGCCCCUUCAGAGUGAAAAGUUGAUGAAGGAUCAAGACAUGGGCCGCACAGGAUACACGUGCAUCAGGCACGUUUUCUGCUCCCUCAACGUUUUAAUCUGGUUAUGCGCUUGCGGAAUUUUGGGUGCGGGCCUUUGGCUGCGGUUGGCUUAUUCCGGAUACGCGACCUUGGUGCCGCAAUAUAGCUUCGCAUCGGCGGACUCGUUACUGCUCGGCGCGGGAUGCGUCACAUUCGUCAUCGCCUUCUUCGGAUGCUGUGGCGCGUGGUUUCAGUCUAGAUGCAUGCUGAUCACGUAUUUUAGUCUGGUGAUAUUUAUGUUCCUCGCUGAGUUCAUGCUGGGAACUUUGGCGUUCGUGUUCAGGGAAUAUGUCGCGAGAAGCCUGAAGGAGGAAUUACUCUACGGUAUUGAGAAGCAUUACAAUGUCACCAGGGAACCAGGAACUCUCUCCAGCAUGUGGGAUCACAUACAUACGGAGUUUCAUUGUUGCGGCGUACGCGACUACACGGAUUGGUUCCAAAUCGAGGCCUGGCCCGAGGAGGACCGGGUGCCGGAUACCUGCUGCAUACAACGGGAACGGUACUGCGGUCGUCUAGAUCCGGAAGGUCGCAAUAAGGAGGGAUGGUACAAGGAGGGAUGCGCGACCGCCAUACAAAUGUGGUUAGUCACCAGACUCCACGUGGUGGGUACGGUGGGCCUCGUCGUUGCCUUUCUUCAGCUGUUCGGUCAGGUGGCCAGCAUGAUCCUCUUCUGCACGGUCAGACACAAGAGAUCCUCUCACACGUACAAGAGUUACGAUACUACCAAUACCUAGAAUUUCCGAUCGAUCUUGGACGAGACCACCGUCUAAGAUCGAUAUAAUACCUUCCUCGCGAGUGUCUGAUACCCGUUCCACGCAGCGGGAACGAAUUUUUUCAGAAUCGUCGGUAUUGGUCCUCCUCUGACGAUUUUCACGGAAGAUCUUGCCUUUCGAUCGCACCGAAUUCGCAGAUAUUUGUAAAAAUAACAGACAACGAGUUAAACGAAGAUUUGUUUAAGAAAACUCACGUCAGACGAAAAGCAUAAAACGAGAUUACAUUAUAUUGAUGAUUAUUGAGAACAUUACUCUAUAAAUAUAUUUUACAUAUGAGGCGUUUUAAGCAAAUGAAGACACGUUGAGGUUUUAGCUGACCAAAAAGUUUCCGCUGUGUACCAAAAAAUAUGAUAAGUAUUUAAUUGAUGGUUUUCCUUCCUUUAGUCUGAAUGCUGAUAAUGUUUUUUGCAAUCUCCGGUGAUUAAUAUCGAGACUUCUCGCUGUCAGAUUUUAUGUCGAUUGAUAAUUAUUUAUAUUCUUAAGCAACAGUAUCAUCCGUGGAUCCUUUUUAACCAAUAUUUAUAGAUAGUAGUGUAAGUAGUAUCUGGCAGCAGAAAAUUAAUUUGUAUGUGAGAAUAAUUUAUGUAAUGAUGUGAGAGAGAAAGAGAAAGAGAAAGAGAGAGUAUGAGAGAGUGAGUGAGAGAAAGAGAAAAAAGAGAGAGAAUCGAGAUUAUGAUCGAUCAUUAAAUUGAAUUUUUCCUAUGUAAUAAAUCUAUCCUGCUUUAAUAGUAUUGAAGAUGACUCUAAUGCUCGGUUUUUUCACACCUCCCAAUAGCUAUCUUCCAGAUAAAGAUAUCCGAUAACUAAAAAUCCGUUUUCUUCACUGAAACCUCUGGUUACGUAUCUAACGGAUAGCUAUUCUUCAUAAGAUAUCGGCUACUUCGGGUUCAGGAUAACUUUAUCUGCCAGAUACAGACUUUACAGAGGUGAAGAAAACCGAUUUUGCGAGAUAUCUGCUGGAUAAAGUUAUCGAGAACUUAUCUAGAAGUGAAGAAACCGGGCAUAAUUGAUAUAUAUUCAGUAUUCAUUCACGAGAAGUAAUCACUCUUUACUUUACUAUAACUAAUUGUACGCCGCAUCGAUUCUCGACAUCAAUAAUUGGGAACAAUUAGAUAGAUAAUAGAUAGAUAGUGCAUGAUUAUGUGAUUUAGUCUCUCGGAUAUCCAAUUGAGAUUAUAGAUUAUCAAAGUAUCUUCAAUGUCAUAAGCAUGAACUUAUGUUAUAAGGGAUUUUAUAUAUCUAAUAUAUAUUAAUUAAAGUAAAACCUCUCUCAUAUGUGUUAUAGCUGAUAUCACCGAAGCAAACGAUUGAGUAUAAAAAUAUAUUCAUGAUUUAAAAUUUAUUAAUAAUUUAAAGUGAUGUUGACAAUUAUACAAUAAAGAAUCGAAAUGACAAGACGGUAAUGCAUUACAAGUGUAUUAAAUAUAAAUUAUUAUUAGUAAUAAAUAAUAUAUUUAUAUGUUAACA